AUGGGCUGUUUAGUGUCGAAGCCCGCCGAGGCGGAUAAAGAGGCUCUCCAGCGCAACCAGCGCAUAGAGCGAGGGAUCAAGAAUGACAAGAAGACGCUCGAUCGGACGAUCAAAAUUUUGUUAUUAGGAGCCGGAGAGUCUGGCAAGUCCACGAUUAUCAAGCAAAUGCGAAUUAUCCACAGUCGAGGUUUCCCCGAGGAAGAGCGUCACCAAACCCGAGCCAUCAUCUAUUCCAAUAUCGUGAUCGCUUUCAAGGUCCUGCUAGAUAUCAUGAAUGCCGAAGAUAUCGAAUUCGAAGAUGAGACCAACACAAGACCACUCGCGGAAUUAUUAGAUCAGACAGAACCCGAUGUGGGGUCCGACGAGGCCUUCUCUGAUCUGAAGGUGCGCGAUGCGAUGAGAGUGAUGUGGGAGGACGGGGGUGUCCAGAAGGCUGUCGCCCGAGGACAUGAGUUUGCGCUCCACGACAAUCUGUACUAUUUCUUUGAAUCUCUGGAUCGUAUAUUUGCACCGGGCUGGCUUCCCGAUAAUCAAGACAUGCUGCAGGCCCGCUUGCGGACCACGGGUAUUACAGAAACGCUUUUCGAACUUGGCCAAAUGAACUUCCGAAUGAUGGAUGUUGGAGGCCAACGUUCAGAGCGGAAAAAGUGGAUUCACUGCUUCGAAGGUGUCCAAUGUCUACUAUUUAUGGUUGCUUUAUCUGGAUAUGAUCAAUGUCUGGUGGAAGACCAGAACGCCAACCAAAUGCACGAAGCUAUGAUGCUAUUUGAAUCCCUAGUCAAUGGUGAAUGGUUUAAGCGCAAGCCAAUCAUUCUGUUCCUCAACAAGAUUGACCUGUUCAAGGGAAAACUCGCCAUUUCCCCCAUCUCAAAUCACUUCCCCGACUACGCUGGAUCCGACACAGACUACGAUGCUGCUGCUCAGUACUUCGCAGACCGAUUCCGUGGCAUCAACCGCAUCCCGGACCGGGAAAUCUACAUCCACUAUACCAACGCCACUGAUACAACAUUGCUACGAGCUACCAUGGACUCGGUGCAGGACAUGAUCAUCCAAAAGAACCUGCAUAGCUUAAUACUAUAA
Molecule: messenger RNA, 1080 nt
Organism: Penicillium olsonii
Lineage: Eukaryota; Fungi; Ascomycota; Eurotiomycetes; Eurotiales; Aspergillaceae
Source: the annotation of a GenBank genome assembly